CAAUAACAAAACAAACCGGCGACGGCAUUUAGUAGAUAUUUAUUUACAAGACGUGUUAGAUAAUAGUGAUCAUAAACCUAAAUUAUUUAUUUUACUUUUUGUACGAUGAUUCUACGAUUACUGAGUUCGAGUGUUUGUCGUCAUUUGAACAGUUCACUUUCUGCAAACGUGUUCGGAAAAUUUCGGUUUCAGACAACCAGUAUCACGCAAUCGACGUUUAGGUUCAACUUCAUCCAAAAUCCGGUUUUCGCAAAAUCCGUCGCAACACGUGCCUAUGAUGUGAACACAAACAUUGCCAAAGAUGUGAUAUUAUUCAAGUACGAGAAUCCACGGUUCUUCCGUGUGCUGAACUUCUUUGCCAUUAGUCAAUUCUUGUUCUGGGGAUAUCUAACGCACUUCGCCUACACAACACUAAGAGAUGCACCUGUACCACAAAAGGACUCCGAUCAGUUGGCUUGGUACGAAAAAAUUAAUUUGGGAGAGAACAAAUUUAGAAAUGGAAUCGCAAUCAUGUGCUUUUUGAUCGGUUACGGAAUUUUGGCUGGCUCGUGGACAUUUACGUUGCGAUCGGUUCGAUUUUUGAUUCUACGGAAGGGUGGCAAGAAAGUUAGCGUUGUCACGUAUACUCCUUUCGGAAAAAAUCGGAUAAUGGAUGUUCCCGUGAACUGCAUUUCUGCUCAAGAAUCCAGAGAGGCUGCACGCGUGACGAUACCAAUUAAAAUUAAAAACCGAUCACUCUUUUAUGUCUUAGAUAAGAAAGGUGAAUUUACCAAUCAACAAUUGUAUGAUUACACCGUUGGGCUAAGACGAAAUUUCUAAUAGAAUUCACGAAAACUAUCGGUUUUCCUGAAGAAUUGAAUAUUUGUUCUAUCACCGAUCCAGAAAACAUUCUAGCUAUCCGUUAAAUCUCUAUAUGGCAUAACAUUGCGAACAUUAAAGUUGAAACAUUCACCUCUAUUAUGUAUUACGAUCGAAUCGGAUUAUUUGGAUCGAAUGCGAAAUUUUGUAUUCUGCAUCUCGAUCGAGCUCGAGUUUUGCAUACUCACUCGAUCCAAUUACAGAAUGCAAAUUUUCUCAUUCGUUCGAAAUCCAGAAUAGAGGUGAUUGUAUUUCAAUUAUUUCUUGUAGAAUAUUGGUUUGUUUAUCUGAGUGCUCAAACUGUUAUAAAAUGUACCAGAGUACUGCUUCUUAGACAUUAGCAGAAAUGGUUUCUCGGAAAUAGGUACGUAAACUGCCCGCCAUCGUCAACGAUCUCAUUCUCCGGAACUUAAACUUCAAUACGUCAAGGUCAAGAGAUAUUUUGCGGAACACGAAUGAAAAUUCCUAUUUCUGGGUCAUUCAUGUUGUGUUCAUUUAAACGAAACAUUUCUGUCGCACUGUUUACAGUAAAUACAGAAACUGGAAGUAAAGGUAGGAAGGUGACACUAUCGUCAAAUACGAAGUGACGCCAUAUCAAUCAAAUCCCAUCAUGUGAAAGCAUGUGCAAUGGCCAU
Malaya genurostris is the source of this 1493-nucleotide messenger RNA. Its product is annotated as transmembrane protein 223. Bases 106 to 819 code for a protein of 237 amino acids. Gene Ontology annotation, biological process: nervous system development. The record is from RefSeq and is a predicted model, not a curated record. Gene Ontology annotation, cellular component: mitochondrion. The transcript has 2 exons. Lineage: Eukaryota; Metazoa; Arthropoda; Insecta; Diptera; Culicidae.